AUGUCGUCCAAAACCGAAAGAGCAUGCAUGCUCUGCGGUAUAAUCCAGCCAUACAGACGUUUUCUUGAGCUGGGAUGUCCCAACUGUGAGUCUGUGUUGCAUUACGCAGACAAUGAAGACGGCCAGAUCCAAGAUUGCACGUCGCCAUCUUUUGAAGGUUUGGUAGCCUUGGGCGACGACAACAAGGCAUCCUGGGUGGCUCGUUGGCUCCGUAUCGACUCGUUUGUAGCCGGUUUGUAUGCGGUGAAAGUCAACGGUAAGUUGCCUCCACACAUCGUUAGUGACUUGGAGGAACAGAAUAUUAGUUACAGACCCAGAGACGGCAGUGCCGAGGACUAG
Molecule: messenger RNA, 339 nt
Organism: Sungouiella intermedia
Lineage: Eukaryota; Fungi; Ascomycota; Pichiomycetes; Serinales; Metschnikowiaceae
Source: the annotation of a GenBank genome assembly